This is a messenger RNA of Triplophysa rosa, 4201 nucleotides long. Its product is annotated as protein EFR3 homolog B-like. Gene Ontology annotation, biological process: protein localization to plasma membrane. Bases 97 to 2421 code for a protein of 774 amino acids. The transcript has 21 exons. NCBI's taxonomy places the organism in Eukaryota, Metazoa, Chordata, Actinopteri, Cypriniformes, Nemacheilidae. The record is from RefSeq and is a predicted model, not a curated record. Gene Ontology annotation, cellular component: plasma membrane.
GUUUGCGGGUGCUGUGGGGCUCUGAGACCCCGUUAUAAGAGGCUGGUGGAUAACAUCUUUCCAGAAGACCCUGAGGAUGGUCUGGUGAAGGCAAACAUGGAGAAACUUACUUUUUAUGCCUUGUCUGCUCCCGAGAAACUAGAUCGUAUCGGUGCCUACCUGUCAGAGAGACUGUCCAGAGAUGUGGCUCGCCACAGAUAUGGGUAUGUUUGUAUGGCUAUGGAGGCCUUGGACCAGCUUCUGAUGGCCUGUCACUGUCAGAGUAUAAAUCUUUUUGUGGAGAGCUUCCUCACUAUGGUGCGCAAGCUACUGGAGGCAGACAAACCCAAUUUACAGAUCCUGGGCACUAACUCGUUUGUGAAGUUUGCAAACAUCGAGGAGGACACACCAUCAUACCAUCGUAGCUACGAUUUCUUUGUCUCGCGCUUUAGUGAAAUGUGCCACUCAGGUUACGAAGAUCCAGACAUCCGCACAAAGAUUCGCAUGGCAGGUAUCAGAGGCCUGCAAGGGGUGGUGAGAAAAACUGUUAAUGAUGAGCUCCAAGCAAAUAUUUGGGACCCCCAGCACAUGGACAAAAUUGUGCCAUCUCUCUUAUUCAACCUACAACAGGAAGAAGGCAUAGAAAGAUCUCCCUCCCCAGAAACCGAGAAGGAAAGUCCAGUGGAGCUGACGGAGAGGUGCUUUCGAGAGUUGCUGGGGCGAGCUGUAUAUGGCAAUAUAAAGAAUGCGGUGAAACCCGUGCUUAUGCACCUCGAUAAUCAUUCACUAUGGGAGGGAAAGCAAUUUGCAGUGCGCUGUUUCAAAAUCAUUAUGUAUUCCAUUCAGUCUCAGCAUUCACAUUUGGUGAUUCAGCAGCUAUUGGGCCACUUGGAUGCCAACAGUAAAAACUCAGCCAGAGUGCGUGCUGGGAUAGUGGAGGUGAUCGCCGAGGCGGCUGUAAUAGAGGCCAGUGGCUCCAUAGGACCUACAGUACUGGAAGUGUUUAAUACUCUACUGAAGCAGCUCAGACUCAGCGUUGAUUACGAGCUCACUGGGUCCUAUGAUUCUUUUGGAAACAUGGGGUCCAAGGUUAUUAAAAUACACGAGGAAAGACAACUGCAAGAAGCCGUCAUUAAAACUAUUGGCUCAUUUGCCAACACGCUGCCCACCUACCAGCGUUCUGAAGUCAUGUUGUUCAUUAUUGGUAAAAUUCCUGUGCCAGGCAUGUAUCCUGCUCUGGGGUCACCCAACACAGGGAUUGAAGGGAGCAGAAUGAUACAGAUUAUGCUGCUAAAAUCUCUGCUGCAGGUAACAGCAGGGUUCAAGUCUACAAAUAUUUUGACAGCUCUGCCAACGUCCUUCUUGGAUCCGCUGCUGUCCUUUACUCUGAUGGAGGAUGCGGAGAUCCGUCUGCUCGUUCUUGAUAUCCUCAUCAGCAUCAUCGAUCGCCAUGACAACCGCCAGAAAUUCUCCCCUGUCAGGAUUAUAUCAGAUAUCUCCGUACUGAAGCUAAAAGUAGACAAAUGCUCUAGACAGGAUAACCUGUUCAUGAAGAAACACAGUCAGAGGCUUUACCGCCACAUUUACCUGGCCUGCAAAGAGGAGAGCAGCAGCCAGCGGCACUUUGAGUCUCAGUAUACGCUGCUGGGCUUGAUGUGUGUGGAGCUGGCCAAUGAGGAGGUGGUGGGGGAUCUCAUUCGACUGGCUUUGGCCUUACAGGAUCUGGCCUUGUGUGAUGAAGCACUUCCUGUGUAUAACCGCUGUGCCAUCCAUGCUCUGUCAGCAGCAUACCUGAACCUCAUCAGCCAGCUGACAACUGUGCCCACCUUCUGUCAGCACGUCCAUGAGGUGAUUGAAUCCAGAAAGAAAGAACAUUCUUUCCUGCUACCAGAGGAUGUGCUCACUGAAACCUCAAACAUUCCAGAGAAGCUGGAGAAGGUGGAGGGUGAGGUGCUGUUUGUGCAGGCUAAGAUAGCAGAGAUGCUGGGCGGCUCUGGAUAUAACACGGAGAGACUGGCCACCCCAUACAUCCCUCAGAUCACAGAUGAAGACAGGUUGUCUAAGAGGAAGAGCAUUGGAGACACAGUCUCUUUGCAGUUAGAGAUGGAGUCUAGACAGAGUCCAGAAAAAGAGCAGAGAUCGACAGCAGAGCAGAUAACAUUUGAAACCCUUAAACAAGCCAUUGUAGACAGUGUGAAUGUGGAGGAGCUGGAGAGAGAGCGCAGGAGGCAGGUGGUGGAGAGGUUUCAAAAUGCUCCGUUUGAGGAGAUCGCCGCUCACUGUGGUGCCAGGGCUUCCCUGCUGCAAAGUAAACUCAACCAAAUCUUUGAAAUCACAAUCAGGCCUCCUCCGAGUCCAUCUGGCUCUGUCGGGAACGGACACGGCCGGACACGCUCCAUACCCGUCUAUGAAAUGAAGUUUCCAGACCUGUGUGUGUACUGACAGAGCCCCGAACUACACACAUCUCGCUAAUACCAAUCCUUCAUAAUGUCCAGGUGCUCAACCAGAUGUAAACUUCAGAAACAUGUCCUCUAUAUUAAUCUCUGACUGUAGUCAGGUGGUGUUAAAAAACAAAUACAAAAUAUACUCUAUGUUGGAUCAAUAUGCACUAGAGAUCUAAAACUAAACGUGACAAAAACUUAGUCUACAUGCAAAAGGAUUGAAUGUACGGUAUCUGUAUACUAUCAAGCUGUUGUCUGAUAGCACAUAGCUGAAUGAAGUUUUCUUAUUCAUAUGUCCGCCAGGUUACUGUGUACUAUAAGUGUGUGGUCUCGGUCAGGAUUCUUGUAAAAAUUAAGUGAAGCUGCCUUAAAUUUUGUAUUUUAAGUUGAGGUCCUUGUCUUAAGAAAUGGUGUUUUCAGAUGUGUCCAUUAUUUGAAUGAUGAAAGUGAAAGUGAUGAAAGUUAAUGACGUGUAAGGCCAAUUUAUUUACAUUUGUUUGCAUGUUUCCAAUGUAUUUACAUGCUGCAAUAACAUUUGUAUUUAAAGCAAUAAUUAAUGACUUUAGAAAGGAAACAUUAUGAGGGAUGAAACGUAAACAAUGUGGGGGAAAAAGCAGUCUGAAUUGAUGACCUUGUGUAUUCACAAGUACAUUAGUAAGUCCCACAGUCACAGCAAUACACUACAUCUUCCUAAAAUUUGUGUGCAUCGAAACCUGACUGAAUUUAAGUGAAUGUUGAGUUUUAUUUGGUUAAUAUAUGAACCGUUUUCCUUUCUAAACUGAUAUGUCUUAUACAGUAUUUUCCUACUUUCAGGGUCGCGGGGCCAUUGUUGUUUCAUUUUUGUUGCUUUUGUUUCCUUUUUUCUCUAUAAAUCAUGUCAGGUUUUUGUUCUCUGGAUAUGAGUUUGUAUGUCCAUGUAAUCUUAGUGCGGUAAUGUGGUAAACAGUUUUGGCUUGCUGUCCGCUAUACACUAAGCGAGCUCAAAUCCCCCCAUUGGAGUACUACUGAUGAUUUUAAGCAAAAAAAAAAUAUAUAUAUACUGUAUAUAGGGGGAGAAAGAGAGGAGUUGGGAUGCCGAAAGAGCCGACCUUGGGAAGAAGAGGCUGCUUUUAUAUCCUGGUUAUUAUUUAGAUUAAAUGGGCGCACUUUUAAUAUAUCGCAGCACUUUAAAGCUCACUGUGUAAAUGUGACAUAUGCUAAAAAAAAUGCGAUACAUGUUGUGUGAAAUUUAAUCUUGGCAUGUGUGUAAAGAAUGUGUUAAUUUAUGUUCUAUGUUUAUAUCUUUAUCGUUUGAUGCCGUUAUGUUUUAUCUUGUAUUUUCUCAUUUCUCAUGCCUUCCUCUUGCAGUGAAUUGAUUCGUUGGCUUUAAACUCAAAGCAAAAAGUAAACAUUUGCUUUUUCGGUUUAUGUGGGUAUGAUGGAAUAUUCAAGACUUGAGAGGUUGUUGAAGUUGUUCUGCAUGUAUGAAAUCAAAUCUAAAAGUUUAGUAUUUCCUCUUAGAAACUGUGUCAGUUGCUGCAUGCACUGGUUGUUUUGUCUGUGCUUUUACCAUUUUUCAUUACAUUUGUAGUAAUGAAAUUAAAUGAGUCAUUUCAUUCUCUAUCACUGUUGAGAGCAUUACAUCACUGUGGAUUGUAAUUCAUGUCAAUUGAGUAACGGUUAUGUGUUUGGGUACUGUCAUUGCAAACUGAUAUAACUUCAGAACUGUGUUCUGUAAAUGUUUGCAUAAAAUAACUUAUUCUUAAGUGAUGUACAUAUGUGGUGUGACAAGAUUAAGUCAA